AUGACAGAAGCUGUGCAGACCUAUGGCCGUAAGAAAACUGCGACCGCUGUCGCUCACUGCAAACGUGGCAAGGGUCUGAUUAAGAUUAAUGGAUCACCAAUCAACCUUGUUGAACCCGAAAUUCUGAGGUUCAAAAUAUACGAGCCAAUCUUAAUUCUGGGUCAAGAAAAAUUUGCUGAUGUCGAUAUCAAAGUGAGGGUUAAGGGUGGUGGUCAUACCUCUCAAGUUUAUGCCAUUCGUCAAGCAAUCGCAAAGUCGAUUGUGGCAUUCUAUCAAAAAUAUGUCGACGAGGCCCAAAAAAAGGAGAUUAAGGAUACUCUUAUUCGUUACGAUAGAUCUUUGUUAGUGGCUGAUCCUCGCCGUUGCGAACCAAAGAAAUUUGGUGGUGUUGGUGCCCGUGCUCG
This is a messenger RNA of Acaulospora morrowiae, 404 nucleotides long. Lineage: Eukaryota; Fungi; Glomeromycota; Glomeromycetes; Diversisporales; Acaulosporaceae. The record is from the annotation of a GenBank genome assembly.